AUGGUAGAGUUUGCCAUUAACAACUCGGUGCAUGCGUCCACGACACAUACACCGUUUUACGUGAAUGGCUUACGCCAUCCGCGUGUACCCACCUUACUCGAGUGUGACUCUGGUUUAAGGGGGGGAAGGAAUCGCGCGAGCAAAAACCGAUUUGGUUCACACUCAUCACGCUCUGACGAAGAAGUCAUUGCGUUUGAUGCCGAUAUCGAUAACAUCGAUAUCGAAGAAGAUGAUGCCAGUGAGAGUGCGGAAGCCCUCACUGAAGAAGAUGAUCCCAGUGAGAGUGCGAAAGCCCUCACUGAAGAAAAGGUUGAUGUUGCUGCAGUGCGCUCACAGCGCACUGAAGCUAACGAGCCAGCAGAUGAGUUCAUACUGGCUCGUGAAACGGUAGUCCGUUUUGUGCAAGACUCCAUCGCCGAAGCGGUGACUUAG
Molecule: messenger RNA, 432 nt
Organism: Peronospora matthiolae
Lineage: Eukaryota; Oomycota; Peronosporomycetes; Peronosporales; Peronosporaceae
Source: the annotation of a GenBank genome assembly